AUGCCUGGGCCAUGGGCCGUCGUUCGUCUUAUGUAAUGACAGCGAUGGUGAAAAUAUGCAAAAAUACGCGAAUGAAUCACACGCAGUGGUGGAGGCGGACUCAAACGCUCCCAUUUGGUCGCAAUUUCUCGAAGAUUAUGUUUUGAGCCAAAGCAGCAGUCAGCGAACGUCCAAGGAUCUGCCGUACAUGGGAGGCGGCGAUAUGGGCAUGAGCAUGUCCAUGAACGGACCCCUUAACUAUCAUUCGUCGGCCUACAAGCGACCUGGGAACAACAUUUACAUCACGCGGCGGAUUGGCGAGGCUGUGGAGCUGGAGCCGCAUUUGCGCAAGCCCGUGGAGAGUCAGAGUCCCAUUGUGAAUCCCCAAUUCCGGCCGAUGACCAAUCAAAUGUUGCACCAACAGCAACAGCAGCACCUGCAACAGCAACAGCAACAGCAACAGCAACAGCAGCAGCGACAGCAGCCUGGCUUCCUGCAGCAGCUUUUUGGCAUUGGCGGCAGUUCUGGGGGAGGCAAUCCCAAUCCCAAUCCUCCUCCUCCUCCCCAGCAGCAGCAGCAUCUGCGGCCAGUACCCCUGCAGCAGCAGCAGCAGCACCAGCAACAGCAUCUACAGGGCAGUGGCCAGCCCACAACAUUCCGGGCUGUUUCCGAGAACGAUCUGUAUCUGCUGGGUGCUAUCGAGAAGCUGGUCUAUCGUGUCGAUUACCUGGAGAGUCGUGUGCGACGGUCAGAGCAGUUGAUCUACUACCUGAUGGCUGGCAACAAGGAAGGCCAGAAGGAGGUCAAGGAUCCCUGCCCCACGAACUUUACGCGCAUCAGCGACAACUGCUAUUACAUCAACAGCCAGCAGCAGGUCAACUGGAAGACGGCCAAUUCGGCCUGCAAGGCCCUCAACUCGCAUUUGGCAGAGUUCGAAAAGGUCUCGGAGAACGAAGAGAUUAUGGCCUAUCUGCUGAACCAGCCGCCGCACAGGGGACGCGACUACUGGCUGGGCGGUCUCAACCCUGGUCUCCUGUGGAUCUGGUCCAACUCGGCCAAGCCUGUGAAUCCCAAUACGAACCUCACAUCGAUAGCCAUGGCCCAGAAGAGCGAGAAUGCCACGGCCUCCAAUCUGGUGGAUAGCUCCGAGGAGACAUCGGAGGACGGCAGCGAUGUCCUCAACAACACCGUGCAGAUCGAGGGCAAGGGACGGUGUCUCCGGCUGAGCUACAAUGCGGGGAAGCAUAGCUAUGUGUACUAUGGCCAGGAGUGCACUUCGAGGCACUAUUACAUCUGCGAGCACGAGGACACGACGCUGGACAAUAAGAUCAAGAAGAUAUCCCGCGAGCUGAAGCUCUUCGAAUGACGAAUGACGAAUGUGAUAGGUCGGAGGGC
Messenger RNA from Drosophila persimilis, 1374 nucleotides. RefSeq names its product myb-like protein I. The transcript has 3 exons. Gene Ontology annotation, molecular function: carbohydrate binding. The coding region runs from base 56 to 1345 and encodes 429 amino acids. NCBI's taxonomy places the organism in Eukaryota, Metazoa, Arthropoda, Insecta, Diptera, Drosophilidae. Gene Ontology annotation, biological process: biological process involved in interspecies interaction between organisms. Gene Ontology annotation, cellular component: external side of plasma membrane. The record is from RefSeq and is a predicted model, not a curated record.